This is a messenger RNA of Erpetoichthys calabaricus (reedfish), 4098 nucleotides long. RefSeq names its product fibronectin type III domain-containing protein 7-like. Lineage: Eukaryota; Metazoa; Chordata; Cladistia; Polypteriformes; Polypteridae. The transcript is spliced from 17 exons. Gene Ontology annotation, molecular function: protein binding. The record is from RefSeq and is a predicted model, not a curated record. Bases 143 to 3949 code for a protein of 1268 amino acids.
GGGCUCACCUGUGGAAAGACUUUAACUGUACGGGUUAUUGCAACAUUGAACAACUGUGAGAGCAAUGUAAAUUCUAUGGCUGUAUUUCAAACAGGACCUUGUGCACCUUCAAAUUUAAGUUUUUAUCGGGACUGCUACAGCAAUGCAGUCAUUUUUUUCUUGGAAUGCAUCUCUAUAUGCAGCCUACUACUCGGCCAUUGCUGUGGCUUCAAAUGGCACGGUAGUUGAGUGCCGGACAGUGGAUACCUCCUGUUUCUUUACAAAUUUCACAUGUGGAAUGGGAUAUGUGCUGACAGUCUCUGCAUACAACAACUACUGUAACAGCAACCGAAGUGCAUCAAUCCGAGUGCAAACAGCACCAUGUGAGCCUCACAACGUUAAAAUCAGAGCAGACUGCCAGAUGGACAUGUUGGUGGCCGAGUGGGAUUAUGCGGCUGGAGCUUUGUCUUACACCAUAGAAGCUACUAGCAGCAAUGGACAGCAGUACAACUGCAGCUCUUUCAUGAACAGUUGUGUCAUACCUGAGGUCAACUGUGGGGAAAGCCUGAAUGCCUGGAUUAUCGCCUCAGAUGAUGAAUGCAAUAAUUCCAAAGCUCUCAGUGAAGUGGUGGAAACUGUGCCAUGUACUCCCAGCGUUAUCAAGGCAGAUGCAGGCUGUACAGCUGACAGUGUUGCAGUGUUUUGGGCUGAUACCAAUGGAGCAGUUACCUACAUAAGUACAGCUGAAGGAUCUGAUGGUGAACAGUCUUUUUGCACCUCUAGUCAGAACAACUGCCACUUGACUGAUCUGCCUUGUGGCCAGUCUUAUAGCAUCUAUGUCAUCGCAUCCGACUCCAAAUGCAACAGCUCUAGAAGCAACACUGUCUUGGCUUAUACAGCCCCAUGUCAACCAACAUAUCCAAAUGUAUUUGUGGACUGCAUAACUAACCAAGUAUUAGUGAUGUGGGAGCAAAGCCAAGGAUCCAGCUCUUACAAGGCAAUACUGCAAGGGAGCAACGGCCAGAACCUGACCUGCAACGCGACCCUGGAUAACUGUCAGAUACAAAACCUGCCCUGUGGCCAGAAAUACAAUGUCAGUGUAAUGGGCCAGGAUGGAAUUUGUACAAGUCCACCAUCAGAUAGUGUACUGAUAUCCUCAGUUCCAUGUGGUCCAGCACACAUUGAAGCAGAUAUUGACUGCUUGACAGGCAUUGUAACAGUGCUAUGGGAUGCCAGUGAGGGAGCUCAAAUGUACAGUGCUAUAGCAGAAUCGGUAAAUGGAACCCAGAACAUCUGUAAUAGCACCGAUACAAACUGUAUCAUGGCUGGGCUUGAGUGUGGACAACCUUACAUGAUCUCAGUCCGAUCGUCAUCAGGGAAUUGUCAAAGCAUGCCAAGUAAAGAAGUGCUCAUUCAGCAAGUGCCAUGCAUCCCUCAGAAAGUCAAGAGUCAGCCCACGUGUCCUGAGAGCUCCCUCAAAUUGAGCUGGGCCUCGAGCGUUGGAGCUUCUUCCUAUACAGCUGAAGCAUGGGAAGAGGAUCAUUUGGUCAUCUGCAGUUCCACUGAACCAUCUUGUGAAUUUCAGGACUUGAAAUGCGGCUGGACGUAUCAUAUAAAUGUUACCGCCAGCGGUGGGAACUGCACAAGUGCACCAAGUUUAGUCCAUAGCAUCCAAACAGCCCCAUGUCCUCCCAAGAAAGUAACAAGCCAGAUUGAUUAUACAACGAACAUUGUGACUCUGGAGUGGGAGCCCGGCCGACAUGCAAAUACCUACACUGCCACCGCCAUAGGAAAUUAUGGGCAUGUGACAUCUUGUCAAUCCACAAACUCAAGUUGCCAAUUUAAAGAUCUGAGGUGUGGUGAAAAAUACAAUUUCAGCAUGACAGCCACUGACGGAAACUGUGACAGCAUUCAGGUGAUGGUCCCAGAACAAGAAACAGCUCCAUGUAUUCCACAAAACAUGGUAAUCAUCUUGGACUGCGACACCAACAUCGCGUUGGCUACUUGGGAUAGAAGUAAAGGGGCACUGGGCUACACCGCAGUGGUACAGGAUGUCAAUGGGAAAAUGUACGCGUGGAACACGACGGACACCAGCUGCUCAAUGGCACACUUACAGUGUGGACUCCAGCACAGCAUCACCGUGAAAGCACUAAGUGCCAAAAGCAACAGUGCCAACAGCAAUGUCACGAUUUUUCAGACCGUACCAUGUGUCCCACUGAAUGUACCAGGUAACUUGGAGUGCAGCACUAACGUGUGGAAUGUGUUAUGGGCACAGUCAGCAGGGGCUAUCUUCUACUCUCUACGACUGUCUGGGCCAAACAAUGACACAAGGACAUUUUCUUCUGAGAAUACAUCUUUUUCCAUCGGUGAUUUGCUGUGUGCAGAAGAUUACUCUGUUACUGUCUCAGCAAUAGGCAGAAAAUGCAACAGUUCUGACAGCUACCCCACUUUCAUCAAAACAGUUCCCUGUACACCUUUGAAUAUUGAAACUCAUUUGGACUGCAGCACAAACAUCGCCUCAGUCACCUGGGACCACAGCAAAGGAGCCAUGUCUUACAGAGCCAUCGCUGAGAGCAGCACAGGGCACACCGCUUCAUGUAACACCUCUGACAAUAACUGUGAUAUCUCUUUCCUGCAGUGUGGUCAGAAAUAUAACAUUUCUGUUGUGGCAGAAGACAACAAGUGCAGUGGCUUCAGAAGCAGCUUCACUGAAAUAGAAACAGCUCCAUGUCCACCUGAAAAUGUUGCUGCAGUGAUGGACUGUAACAAUAAGACCGCAACAGUGUCAUGGAGUGCCAGUGGAAGGGCAGUGUCUUACAAUGUCUCUGCAGAAGAGAACGGUGAACAGAUCAGCAGCUGCAGCACCCAGGACACCAGCUGCAAUCUCAGUGAUCUCCAGUGUGGCAGGAAUUAUGAUGUCACGGUGACACCAAUAGCAAGAGGAUGUACAGGGUUUAAGAGCAGCGCAUUUAAAUUAUUUACAGGACCAUGCCCUCCAAUGAAUGUUGAAGCCAAAUUUGACUGUUUGACUAAGUAUGGAUUAGUGUCAUGGGACCUUGAACCUGGGGCGCAAGUCUAUGAGGCGACAGCAACAGAAGAUGAUGGCCACACACACACGUGCACAACAAACAGCACAGAGUGCGCCUUCAUGGACCUACACUGUGGCAGCAUCUACACAGUGACUGUUGUAGCGAUUAAUGGCAAGUGCAGCAGUGCGAACAGUCUGGGGUCUCAAAUAAAAACAGCACCAUGUACACCGGAGAUUAAGGAUGUUCAACUGUACUGUGAAGGAAACCUGAUUUCAGUGUUGUGGGACCAAACUAAAGGAGCUCGGUCCUAUGUCUUAUCAGUUGAUAGUCCAGAUGGGAAAACUGCCUCCCUGGUCACCAAUGAUACUUCUCAAGAUGUCACACACUUGCAGUGUGGAACGAUUUACAUGUUCUGGCUCACAGCCCAAGGCGAGAUGUGCAACACAAGCAUGAUGCACUUAGAAAAGAGAGAAACAGCACCAUGCCCUCCUCGCAAUGUCCAAGCUGAGAUGGACUGCGGCCUUAACACUGGCAAUGUCACAUGGGAGAAAAGCAACGGCGCACAGUCGUACAUCGCAUUUGCAGAAGGACAACAUGGGCACCUGACUUCUUGUAACAGUAUAGGCACCUCCUGUGACAUGAAACUGGACUGUGGACAACUGUACCAUAUAACUGUAUUAGCAGCCAAUAACAACUGCAACAGCUCAAAUGAGGCAUUUAUUUACAUUGCAUCAGCACCAUGCCUACCCCAAAAUGUUCAAGCUGAGCUGGAUUGCAGUUCAAACAAUUUAUCAAUUCAAUGGCAGCAGAGCGCAGGAGCUGAAUCCUAUACAGCAAUGGCAAUCGGGAGUAACGGGGUGACAGCUACUUGCAACACAACAGAUACGGCCUGCAACAUCAGCAGCCUGGAGUGUGGGGGUGACAUACAGCAUUGCGGGUGACAAGUUCAUCUCUCAAAUGCAACACCAUUAAGGGAUCUGAUUAUAAAAUCCAAUCAGCUCCUUGUAUGCCUGAAGGAAUCAGUACACAAUUGGAUUGUGCCACAAACAUCAUUGCAGUAUCAUGGAAUAGCAGCAAGGGGGCGAUGUCC